Molecule: messenger RNA, 5804 nt
Organism: Hemicordylus capensis (graceful crag lizard)
Lineage: Eukaryota; Metazoa; Chordata; Lepidosauria; Squamata; Cordylidae
Product: zinc finger protein RFP-like
Exons: 7
Coding region: 64-1533 (489 amino acids)
Molecular function (GO): protein binding; zinc ion binding
Source: RefSeq, a predicted model, not a curated record
GGGAAGCCACAUGGUUGGAGGAGGCUGCAAGCAGCAAGACAACACUCUCCUCCCCUUCCCGUCAUGGCUGCUGAGAGCCCCUUGGAAACUCUGCAAAGAGAGAUCACCUGCUCCAUCUGCUUGGGCUAUUUCAAAGAGCCGGUGUCCAUAGACUGCGGGCACAACUUCUGCCAGUCUUGCAUCACCCAGUGCUGGGGGAGGUCGGAUGACGAAAACACCUCCUGUCCUCAGUGCAGGAGGUGGUCUCGGAAGAGAAGCUUCAGGCCCAACAGGGAGCUGGGCAAUGUUGUGGAAGUCGCCAAGCGGCUGAGGCUGGAUACGGCCACCUCGCUGCCGGGCCAGAGGCUGUGCGAGAAGCACCAGGAGCCCCUGAAGCUCUUCUGCGAGGAAGAUGAAACGCCCGUCUGUGUCAUCUGCAGGGAAUCCCGAGCUCACAAGUCUCACCCCAUGCUUCCCAUCGAGGAGGCCGCUCAGGAUUACAAGCAACAAGUUGCCACGCAUGUGAAAGCCCUGAAGGAAAGAAGAGAAAAGCUGAAGGAAUCAAAAGAAGACUUGGAUUGCAGAAGCCAGGCUGAGCAGGAUGAUGUACAAACUGAGAAGCAGAAGGUGGAAGCCCAGUUUAAUCAAAUACACGAAUUCCUGGAGAAAAUAGAGCGACUCAUGAUUAUCAUGCUGAAGAAUCUUGACAAGGAGAUUGUACAGCGGAGAGAUGGGGCUGCUACCAGACUCUCAGAAGAGAUUACUCGCCUUGAUGCCCUGAUCAGUGAAGUGGAGGAGAAAUCUCAACAGCCCGCAAGUGAAUUCCUGCAGGACAUCAGGAAUAUUCUGAACAGAUGUAAGGAUGGACAGCUACCACAACUGGUUGAAGUUUCUUCCUCUCCAACUGACCUGGAAAGGAAGCUUGGGCACUUCAGUUUGAAAAAUAUUGUUAUCAAGGAGGCUCUGGAGAAAUGUCGAGAGACUAUGCUUUCUGAAUUUGCAAAAGCAAAAUCAAUGGAAACAUCAGCGAAAAAAGCAAGCAUUACUCUGGAUCCCCUCACAGCUCAUCCCCUCCUUGUGGUGAGUGAAGACAAGAAAAGUGUGAAACGCGGAGCCAUCCUUCAGCCACUGCCCAACAACCCUGAGAGGUUUGAUGCCACUCUCCUUCUCCUGGGUUGUGAGAGAAUCACCUCAGGGAUACAGUACUGGGAGGUGGAAGUGGGUGAUGGGCAAAAUUGGGCACUUGGUGUUGCCAGGGAGUCGGUGAAGCGGAAGGGACCUGUUGUCACCUCCCCUGAUGAAGGGAUCUGGGCUUUGGGUCUCUGUGGAGAUGAAUACAAGGCUUUUACUUCUUCCGAUACUCGUCUGACUCUAGAGGAAGCCCCAGAGAAAAUCCAGGUAUUUGUGCAUUAUGAGAGGGGUUGGGUGGCAUUUUUUGAUGCUGAUUAUAUGUCUCUAAUUUUUAUUUUCCGGUCUGCUAACUUCUGUGGGGAGAAGAUCUGUCCAUUCUUCAAACUGUGGGGUCCAACUACAGAGCUCAGGAUGUGUCCCUGAAACACUGCCUACACUACCCUAGUCCGCUUAAUUUCUGGGAUUCCAUCUGUGCAUAAUUUUGUGUGAAAUAUCAUGAAUGGCACAGAUUCUGUUUUUAAAGGAAAGACUUCCAGCUUAAAGUAAGCUGGGACAAGGGAGUGAGAAUGGAAAGAUAAAUAGCUACCCCAGUUGUUUCUUAUCAGUUUCCCAGACAAUGAAGAGACUCCUUAACUUAUAGGCCCCUUACAAAAUAAAUAAAUAAAUCAGCUGUCUGCAAGAACUGUAAAGGCCAAACUAGUUAGGCUGAUUGUGUCAUUCUCUCCCCCCCCCCCAUAUGUGUGUGACAUUUAAAUGGCAACUGCAGAGGGCCUUGAUCUAGAUUGGAACCAUUCUGGGAGGGGUAAAAUCCCCCUUCCCCAUGCUAUAGUCUGGAUAAAGCACUAGCACCUGUGGUUUACAUUAAAAAGAUAAAAAUCAAACACUCAAGACCAAGUGGCAUGAUUAAUGUAUCAUCUAGUUUCAUUGAGGGGUGCAAUUUCAUUUGGAGUCCUUUUUUAAAACUUGCAUUCUGAUCACUGAAAUCCUGCACAGUCUCCUCUUCUUGCCCUACCCUCCCUAGUCCCAGCAGCAUCCAAGAUUUGGCUUUUCAACUUCUGCUGAAAGGCGGUACAGGAGGACCUCGGUAUUCACGGUGGUUCCGUUCGCAGCAAGUACCGCAAAUACAGAGGCAUUGGGGCAGUGGAAAUCCAGGGGUUAGAUUGCUAAGGGGCAAAAAAACAGGGGGAACACAGAAAAAAGCCAAGUAAAGUGCCCUACUGUGCUCCGUGGGUCCCCAGUGGUCUAGCAAUGGCCCCCAAGACUCAACUUUGCUAUUUUUUUUAUUUUUUAUUUUUGGUGGGAAAUGUGGCUUUUUAGUUCCUUUAAAAACAAGCCACAAAAUGGUUCCUGAGCACAAAAUGGCAGUCAGACGUGACCUCUGAGGUAAUUUCCGGCCACCACAAUCCACAGACACACUAAUGUAACCCUCCCGCCCCCUUCGUUCCCCCCCGCGUAUACCAAGGUAACGUGUCAAUUGCCCUACUGUGGAUAUGUGAAACCACAGAUGCUGAAUCCGCAAGUAACCAGGUCCUCCUGUAUAUAAAUACUGGCAGUGGUAGUUGUAGUCGCUAGGUAUUGGCCCUACAUUUUGAAGAUGGUCUUGAGCCCUAUUCACACAUCAUAUUCUACACUUGUACAAUGAGUGGACAGUGUUCACAGGUACAGUUUUUAACACAUACUGAACACAGGUACAGCAGUACACUUCUGUACUAUGCAUUUGAAAGUACCUGUACUCAGGUUCACCUUGAAAAUGAAUGCAUUUAAAUGAAUCAUUAAAUUAAAUUAAAUUAAAAUUAAAAUUAAAAAAUAAGAACAGCCCUGCUGGAUCAGGCCCAAGGCCCAUCUAGUCCAGCACCCUCUUUCCCACAGUGGUCCACCAGAUGCCACUGGGAGCCUACAGCAGGAGUUGAGGGCGUGCCCUCUCUUCUGCUUAUGAUCACAUUAUGAGCACUGUGGGUGAUUGAGGUUGCAGCUUAUGGAAUUGCUGUUGAACAUGCUUACAGCACCUCCCCUUCCAGAAAACAGCUCUGUAAGCAUGUUUGUUGGAUGUGAGGUUGACAGUUGGGUGGUGGGGCUUCCUCCCUGUUUUUGCCCUCAUAGGCAUGAACUCCUGCAGUUUUCAGAACAUCUGGCUAUAGUCCUCCACACAAAAUUAAUGAAUGAGUGUACAGAUGUCUGUAUACUCAUACAACAUAAUAUCUGAAUGGGACUUUGGUAGCUUCAAGGAACAGAACUUGCUCUACCUUCAGAUUUUUUUUCCCUUUUUUAAUGAAAGCUGAGAUUUCCCCCCCCCCCAGUACGCUCCUCCUCUUGAGGAAAUCUGUAGCAUCUCCUGCAAGCAGUAGCUCUUUACUUACCUAGCACUGUGCAUUAGAGGAAGGAGGAGAAGAUUGUACAGACACACCUGUAUUCUUUUAUCACCCUGCUGUCACUUUGGGCCAGUUUGGAUUAUGCUUCAUCCACUGGUCCAACUACAGGUGAUAAGGACAUGUGGCAGCCAUUAGUGCACACAUUAUUGCCCCCUCUUGGCACAUUGGGGCUUCUUUCCUAAUCGUGUGUGGAGUAGCAUUUUGUCCAAACUGCUCCUCAUGCACACUGCAAAUAGUUUAAAAGUUGAGGGGGAGUUUGGACAAACAGUGGCCUGGCACAUCAGGAAGGAGGAAUGACAUGCACAUUCAUGACACGCACUAUAGUGUGUAGUCAGGCAGUGGGUGACAUAUCAUCUGAACCAGCCCUUUUGUGAACCUUUACAGGGCUCUUCCAGGAAACCCAUUACUCUUUCAGGCUUGAAAGAACACCUUGCUACUUUGGAAUAGUGUCAUGUUAGGUGCUCUGUGAGACCCAGGCCUAAGAUUCAGGAAGUGCAGGAGAGAGAUUACUGGCUGUAAUCUUAUGCAUGCUUGCUUGGAACUAAGUCCUAAAGAAUUCAGUAGAACUUACUUCUGAAUAAGUAUGCGGAUGAUUUCCAGGAUGCCUCAACAGUGUGGUGCUGUACAGUAAUUUAUAUUCAAAAGAAAAAAACACUGCCUGCAAGCUUACAGCCUGAUAUUCUUUUUAUAAAGAUUGUAAGUUUCAAACCCAGAAAUCUAGGCAACCCUCUUGCUAAUGUUGCAUGCAUCUCUUAGAUGAGCAGUGUGUAUUGAUUGGGGAGCAGGUGGAGGGAAGACUGGGGAGUUAGGACAUCCUGUUCCCUUGUGGUUAUCACUUGGGUGCACACAACUCUGCUAUAAAGCACUUGUUACAAACUAUGGAGUGGUGUGUCUUUCCCUUACAACUGAUCUUUUAUUCAGGAAGCAUUUCUGUUGCAGGAGCAGCUCAUUUUCCCCCCAAUAUUCAGGCAGCAAUACUUUCUCUCUUCUAAAAGAUUCCUUCCCCAAGUAGAAACUAGUGUGAGUGCUGUGUGGAAUGUGGUUUUGUGAGAGUAAUCAAUACCUAUUGGAUAUACUGCCAUCCGUAGUGAUGACUUACACAGCUCCUCUUCUUUUCCCAUACCACCACCAUUUAGGAACAUCCACAUUUUUAUUAUGGCCACUCUACAAAUAUGAGUGCUUUACUGUUCUGCCACUUCAACAUCCGAGCAUCUAUUUACCUUUUUUUAAUUUUAAAAAAAGUGUGUGUGUGUGUGUGUGUGUGUGUGUGUGUGUGUGUGUGUGUGAGAGAGAGAGAGAGAGAGAGAGUGUGUGUCAAAAAGGGAUUUAUCGCUUUCAGCAACACUUACGAAAGAUCAGCCUUAUACUCAGGCCAAAAACAAACGUUUGGCAACCAGCUGUCUUCUGAAAAACCACCCAUUCUGCUUCAAAACCAAACCCGUGCCAAACAUUGUCUACUUUGAAUAGGAACAGCUCUUGAGGAUCUUGUACAGAAGUAUUUUCUAGUCAUACUACCUGAGACAAACUUGAGCUGUCAAGGAUUGAGCCAGCAACUCUUUACAUACAAAACACAUGCUCCACCACUGAACCAUGACCCCUACCACAUCUACCUUGACACUCCAUGAGCCUUUUUGCUUUGUAGUAAGAAUAACAAUAUUCUAUUUAUUUAUUGAUGGCUGUGCAUUCCCCUCUCCAGCACUGGGAUGCAUGUAUGCUUGAUUUCAUUUUUUUAAAUAGUGAACAGCAGUAUAGCUAUCCCAUUGCCCUGAUUUUUAUGUCUGGAUUGGAUACUGCAUUGCUGUAGGCUCGAGACUUGGGGGCCCAUUAAGCAUAAAAAGCAGGAAAGUCACAUUUGCUCCGAUCAUCUGCAUAAACCCAAGGAGUAGAGGGUUUGGAGAAUGUUCAGAUAGUAGUCCUAGGUCAUACCUGCAUUAUACACCUGAAGUGUCUUAACUGAUGUGGCUUCUCAUGAAAGCCUAUGGAAUGGUAGAUUUUUCCUCACAGAAUUUGGAUGUAUUCAGCCUUGUCCACACUCAGUUCCUUACAGGAAAUACAUGAUUUGAGGUGUUGCCAUAGCCAUAUGUGCAGCCCCCAAACCAGUCAAGCUGCAGUUAUUUGCUCUGAUGUGUUUAGACGCAUUGACUUCAACAAGGCAAAAUGGGAUUAAGGGCAAAUAUGCUUGGUUAAGUGAUGUACUGUUCGCUUAUACAAGGUGGCAAAUCUGCACUUUUUGAAAGAUGUUCUCCUCUUUAAGGGCAAACAGAUGUAUACAUUUCUGAUCCAGAAAAUGGUUGUCAUUGCAUUAAAAUUUCUCUAGUGAACACA